Messenger RNA from Vicia villosa (hairy vetch), 1190 nucleotides. Its product is annotated as LOB domain-containing protein 40-like. The transcript has 2 exons. The record is from RefSeq and is a predicted model, not a curated record. Bases 142 to 918 code for a protein of 258 amino acids. NCBI's taxonomy places the organism in Eukaryota, Viridiplantae, Streptophyta, Magnoliopsida, Fabales, Fabaceae. Gene Ontology annotation, biological process: regulation of gene expression.
ACUCCCACAAUCUCAAUCCUUUCUCUCUUACCAAAACCAAAUAAAAAAAAAAAACCCUUCUUCCUAUUUUACAUAAAAGUUGAUUUUUUUUAUACUUUUAAUCAAAUUGAAGCAAAGAAGAAAACAAAGGGUUGCAUCAAAAUGAGAAUGUCCUGUAAUGGAUGCAGAGUUCUAAGAAAAGGGUGUAGUGAAGAUUGUAGCAUAAGACCAUGUUUGGAAUGGAUCAAGUGUCCUAAAUCACAAGCUAAUGCAACUCUUUUUCUUGCUAAGUUUUAUGGUCGUGCUGGUCUCACCAACCUCAUCAAUUCUGGCCAAGAAAAUCUUCGUCCAGCAAUUUUUCGAUCAUUGCUAUAUGAGGCUUGUGGGAGGAUCGUGAACCCGGUUUAUGGGUCUGUGGGUUUAUUAUGGUCUGGAAGCUGGCAGCUCUGUCAAGCUGCGGUUGAAGCCGUUUUAAAAGGUGAGCCGAUUACGCCGAUUGCUUCAGAGGCUGCGAGUGGCCCACCGUUGAAGGCCUAUGACAUACGCCACGUGUCCAAAGAUGGAAACUCGGAGGAGACUCAGCGAGUCAAGACUCGGUCUCGGUUCAGACGAGCCGUGAAGCCGGAGCUCAGCAAAGAAACCGGUUCAGUUGAUGAGGCGAACCGAUCUGGAUCGUCGGGGAGUGAACCGGGUAAAGAUAAUGAGAGUGGGGUUUCAGUGGAAACUUCGAUUAUUUUUCAUGAAGAACCGGAGUCCGAACCUAAGGUAAGUGACCGAGCCGAGGAAGGUGUGAGUGAUGUGGUUGGUUUGGAGCUGAGGCUUGGGAUUGAACCGGUUGCACGUGAGGAAUAUUUGGUUCCCAUAAAGAAGAGGAAAAUUGAGUUGAAGGAUUGUAGUGUUUCUUGCAAAAUGGAGCUUGGGCUUCAGUUUGCGGCUUAAACGGCUUGAGAUGUUUUCGACUUAAUCGGCUUCUAUAUAAGAGAGUUUUGAAAGAGUUGAGAAGUUUAGAUGUAGAAGAAGAAUCUUUUUUAUCAUGCUUUAUUUUAAUUUUAUCGAAACUUUCUCCUUUUUUGGGCUGAUCUUGAGAAUGUGAAGAUGUACAAAUUUGGGUAUGUAGAAAAAAAUUAAAAUAAAGUAUUUAUUUAAUUGAUUUUUCUCUAAUAGUUAAAAAAUAGGUGAAAUUUACAUAGAAUUAUUAUAUUUAUCUGAUG